AUGAUGCGCCUGCUUCCCGCCAUCUGCCUUCUGACGGUCUAUACCCAAGGGGGACAGAUUCCUGUGCCUCCCAUAUUUUCUCCAUGCAACUUCCCAUCUCCGAUCACCGAACCCAGUUUUCAUCGAUCAGUUUGCUACACUAUCCCACGCCUACCAUUUGUUUGUGAUCUACAUCAUCAACUCGCCUACACAAAUGUGCAUGGAAUCGAAAAAGCAUACAACAAAUAUCGAUCAUUGUUCACUAACGGCAAUUCAUCCACUUUGGCUGUUAUAAUCACUAAACAACUCGAGCAGCCUGCUUCAGCCAAUGAAGUCAUGAAGAAAACCGAGUACGCGUGCCUCUUCGAUAAUGAAUGCGACCAGAUUGAUGGAGACAUGAUCACUGGAAUUGUCGGAAAUGUGCGGAAGUUUCUCAAGAUUUACUCCUGGAAAGUGUACGAGCGAUGGUUUGGUGUGUCAGAGUCAUGCUCAAAGACUAACUUAUUAGCACUCGUUGUUAUUGACGGAGUUGUGAAUGACGCCCGGAAAAUUCCUUACGUGAGACUGCACACAGGUUCUCACCGACUUCGAGUCUUACUACCCAAUAUUCAAAGCGAAGUGAACAAUGCAUUGGUGCAAGGUUGGCCGCUGGCUAAAGUUAUUGAAGAUCUUGUGGAUGAUGUUGGAUACGCACUGAAAGAAUACUAUGAACUAAACGGGGAACAGAGAGAUCAUUCCGUACCACCAUGGGCACGGAAUCUUUUCCUCAUAUGUUUAGCUCUUGUGAUCACAGCACUUCUCGUGGAGUGGUACGUUGUCAGGAGGAAGAUUGGAGUGCAGAAAAGUGGUUCCAUCAAGAUUGCAUCCGGAAAGAGCAAAACUCAUCUUAUGUUUUGA
Caenorhabditis remanei is the source of this 876-nucleotide messenger RNA. RefSeq lists its product as uncharacterized. Bases 1 to 876 code for a protein of 291 amino acids. The record is from RefSeq and is a predicted model, not a curated record. Lineage: Eukaryota; Metazoa; Nematoda; Chromadorea; Rhabditida; Rhabditidae. The transcript is spliced from 9 exons.